AUGGCAUCGGCAAUGUUGUUGAAAUAUAAGAAAUAUUGGGAUGACGUGCAUAUUUUUAUGGGUGUGGCUACUAUCUUUGAUCCGAGGUAUAAGAUGAAGUUGGUGGAGUUUUAUCUUCCACAUAUUUAUGGUAAAACAAUUGCUUUAGAUAAGAUUCAAGAAGUUCGAACCCACUGUUUCGAUCACUUUCAAGAGUAUAAGAGUAGAGUACCUGCUACACAUGGAGCAUCUAGUUCUAAUGAAGUUGUUGGUUUUAUUGAGGUUGAUCGUCUGUAUAGCUUUGAUAGAUUUGUCGCUUCGAGUAGCGCUAAUGUGGACACAAGAUCGGAGCUAGAUUUGUAUUUAGAAGAAAGUUUGCUACCUCGAACUCCAUCGUUCGACAGUUUAAGUUGGUGGAAGACAAAUGGAUUAAAGUUUCCUACUUUGCAGAAUAUGGCUCGUGACAUCUUAGCUAUUCCUGUCUCUACAGUUGCUUCAGAAUCGGCAUUUAGCAUUAGUGGGAGGUUGAUUAGUCCGCAUCGUAGUAGACUUCAUCCUACUACUUUGGCGGCUUUGAUGUGUGCUCGCACUUGGUUAUGGAACGAAGUAAACGGUUUGACUUCUACGGUCGACAAAGUUUCAUGCCCAACAUUACUUGACGAAGAGGAAGAGCCGGAUUCAAGUGGACUUACUGGGCUAUAGCUACUUUAUGUAUCUGGUAAAAAGAUUCAAAAAAUAGCAAUGUCAAUAUUCUAUAUGACAAAGAGUGAUAGUUGUCAAUUUGUUGGAAAUGCUUCAGGCGUUAGAGCAUCAUUAGACCAUUGUGUGG
Lycium barbarum (goji berry) is the source of this 808-nucleotide messenger RNA. Its product is annotated as zinc finger BED domain-containing protein DAYSLEEPER-like. Gene Ontology annotation, molecular function: protein dimerization activity; DNA binding. The transcript is spliced from 2 exons. The record is from RefSeq and is a predicted model, not a curated record. NCBI's taxonomy places the organism in Eukaryota, Viridiplantae, Streptophyta, Magnoliopsida, Solanales, Solanaceae. The coding region runs from base 1 to 681 and encodes 226 amino acids.